AUGGCCACCGCCUUCAUCGGAAACAGAGCUGACAAGCCGAGCGAUCUUCGCCGCCCUCCUCCUCGGACCUCCCCUCCCUCAAGCCUGUCUCCGCCGCCCAACCGCCUCUCCCCAGGAAGCAGCAUUCGCGGCAGCCGGUCACCAGUGCGAAGCCGCAAAGCCCUUGGGCCAGAGGAUGUGGCCGCGGCUAUCGAGGCUGGCAUCCGCCGGGUUAUCACCGAAGACACUGCUACCGUGAUCAAGCUUCCCCUGCACGACGGCGGCGAGGGCUUCUGCAAGGCCCUUGUUGCCGCCCAAGGUGGCGAUAUCAUUGAGUCUACCGUCACAGGCCCAAUCGGAGAGCCUGUGGAGAGCCACUUUGGUCUCACAGGGGAGACCAAGGACGUCGCCGUUUUGGACAUGGCUGCUGCUGCUGGCCUCCGGCUUGUCCCUAAAACGCACCGGGACCCCACGCGAACCACGACAUAUGGUGUGGGAGAACUAAUGAAGGCUGCCCUUGAUAAGGGCGUGUCACGCAUCAUCAUUGGUUGCGGUGACUCGGGCACCUCGGAUGGUGGCGCAGGGAUGCUUCAGGCUCUGGGAGCCAAGCUCCUCGAUGAACAUGGGAAUGAGCUUCCUGCUGCUAGUGGUGGUGCGGCCUUGUCCAAAUUAGCUCGGAUCUCCCUCGAAAAGUUGCACCCUCGGCUUCUUCCAGGCGCACCUGACCGGGUCAAGAUCGAGGCCGUCUGCAAUAUCAAGAAUAUCCUCUGCGGCCCCAACGGCGUUGCACGGGUCUAUGGGCCUCAGAAGGGCGCAACCUCAGCCCAGGUAGAGAUUCUCUCAGACGCCCUGGACAACCUAGCAGCUGCCCUCGAGCCCAUCCUUGCCACCAAUAUUUCUUAUCUCCCCGGAAGUGGUGCAUCUGGCGGGCUUGGAGCGGGUCUGAUGCUGCUAGGAGCUGAGCUCCGCGCCCGAUCCGAGGCUAUCAAUGCGUACUUCCACAUCGACGACAUCCUCGAACAGCGCUGGGACUUUGUCUUCACCGCAGAAGGCAGCCUGGACUCGCAGUCCGCCAAGGGCAAAAUGACUGUUGAAGUUGCGCGGCGGGCCCGCGACUACGGUGCCCAAGUCAUCGCGCUCGCUGGGACCAUCGGCGAUGGGGCUGACACAGUGUAUGAGGAAGGAAUUGAGGCGUUCACGAGCAUCCUGAACGGACCGUUGUCGUUGGAGCAGGCGAUCGAGGAGACUGAGAAAUUGCUGAAGGAUUCAGCUGAAAGGACUGUGAGGAUGAUACAGACGGGAAUGUCUAUUAGGCAGUCGGACGGUGACUGGGACACCGUGGACGAAGGCCGAAGGCGUUCCAGCCCCAAGGGCCUGGGUAUUAUGAGGGCAUUCACGAGUUAA
Diaporthe batatas is the source of this 1383-nucleotide messenger RNA. RefSeq lists its product as uncharacterized. The transcript is spliced from 2 exons. Gene Ontology annotation, molecular function: glycerate kinase activity. Bases 1 to 1383 code for a protein of 460 amino acids. NCBI's taxonomy places the organism in Eukaryota, Fungi, Ascomycota, Sordariomycetes, Diaporthales, Diaporthaceae. The record is from RefSeq and is a predicted model, not a curated record.